AUGCGGGGCUCGGGGCCCCGGGGUGCGGGACGCCGGCGGCCCCAGGGCCGCCGCGACUCCCCCAACACCCCUGCGUCUCUGGCCGGCUGCUGCUCCGCACCUCGCAGGGCCCCCCUCUGGACGUGCCUUCUCCUGUGCGCUGCGCUCCGGACCCUCCUGGCCAGCCCCAGCAACGAAGUGAAUUUAUUGGAUUCACGUACUGUCAUGGGGGACUUGGGAUGGAUUGCUUUUCCAAAAAAUGGGUGGGAAGAGAUUGGUGAAGUUGAUGAAAAUUAUGCCCCUAUCCACACAUACCAAGUAUGCAAAGUUAUGGAACAGAAUCAGAAUAACUGGCUUCUGACCAGUUGGAUUUCCAAUGAAGGUGCUUCCAGAAUCUUCAUAGAACUGAAGUUUACUCUUCGGGACUGCAACAGCCUUCCCGGAGGACUGGGGACAUGUAAGGAAACUUUUAACAUGUAUUACUUUGAGUCGGAUGAUGAAAAUGGGAGAAAUAUCAAGGAAAACCAAUACAUCAAAAUUGAUACCAUUGCCGCUGAUGAAAGCUUUACAGAACUUGACCUUGGGGACCGUGUCAUGAAACUGAAUACAGAGGUUAGAGAUGUGGGACCUCUAAGCAAAACAGGAUUUUAUCUUGCCUUUCAAGAUCUGGGUGCUUGCAUCGCUCUGGUUUCUGUGCGCGUGUACUAUAAGAAAUGUCCUUCUGUGGUGCGACACCUGGCUGUCUUCCCUGACACAAUCACUGGAGCCGAUUCUUCACAGUUGCUCGAAGUGUCGGGCUCCUGUGUCAACCAUUCUGUGACAGAUGAGCCACCCAAAAUGCAUUGCAGCGCUGAAGGGGAAUGGCUAGUGCCCAUCGGGAAAUGCAUGUGCAAGGCAGGAUAUGAAGAGAAAAAUGGCACCUGUCAAGUGUGCAGACCUGGGUUCUUCAAAGCCUCACCUCACAGCCAGAGCUGCAGCAAAUGUCCACCUCACAGUUAUACCCAUGAGGAAGCUUCAACCUCUUGUGUCUGUGAAAAGGAUUAUUUCAGGAGGGAGUCUGAUCCACCCACAAUGGCAUGCACAAGACCCCCCUCAGCUCCUCGGAAUGCUAUCUCCAAUGUUAAUGAAACUAGUGUCUUUCUGGAAUGGAUUCCUCCUGCUGACACUGGUGGAAGGAACGAUGUGUCCUAUUAUAUUGCAUGCAAGAAGUGCAACUCCCAUGCAGGUGUGUGUGACGAGUGUGGAGGCCAUGUCAGGUACCUCCCCCGGCAAACCGGCCUGAAAAACACCUCUGUCAUGAUGGUGGAUCUGCUCGCUCACACAAACUAUACCUUUGAGAUUGAGGCAGUGAAUGGAGUGUCCGACUUGAGCCCAGGAGCCCGGCAGUAUGUGUCUGUAAAUGUAACCACAAAUCAAGCAGCCCCCUCUCCAGUCACCAAUGUGAGAAAGGGGAAGAUUGCAAAGAACAGCAUCUCUCUGUCUUGGCAAGAGCCAGAUCGCCCCAAUGGAAUCAUUCUGGAGUAUGAAAUCAAAUAUUUUGAAAAGGACCAAGAGACCAGCUAUACAAUAAUCAAAUCCAAGGAGACAGCUAUCACCGCAGAGGGCUUGAAACCAGCCUCGGUGUACGUCUUCCAAAUCCGAGCUCGCACCGCAGCAGGCUAUGGUGUCUUCAGUCGAAGAUUUGAGUUUGAAACCAUCCCAGUGUUUGCAGCAUCCAGUGACCAAAGCCAGAUUCCUAUCAUUGCUGUGUCUGUGACCGUGGGAGUCAUGUUGUUGGCGGUGGUUAUCGGCUUCCUCCUCAGUGGAAGGCGGUGUGGGUACAGCAAAGCAAAGCAAGAUCCCGAAGAGGAAAAGAUGCAUUUUCAUAAUGGGCACAUUAAACUGCCAGGAGUAAGAACUUAUGUUGAUCCACAUACCUACGAAGAUCCCAAUCAAGCUGUCCAUGAAUUUGCCAAGGAGAUAGAAGCUUCAUGCAUCACCAUUGAAAGAGUUAUUGGAGCAGGUGAAUUUGGUGAAGUUUGUAGUGGACGUUUGAAACUUCCAGGAAAAAGAGAAUUACCUGUGGCAAUCAAAACCCUUAAAGUAGGCUAUACUGACAAGCAACGUAGAGAUUUCCUGGGUGAAGCAAGUAUCAUGGGGCAGUUUGAUCACCCUAACAUCAUUCACUUAGAAGGUGUAGUGACCAAAAGUAAACCGGUGAUGAUAGUGACAGAGUAUAUGGAAAAUGGCUCUUUAGAUACAUUUUUAAAGAAGAACGAUGGGCAGUUCACCGUGAUCCAGCUCGUUGGCAUGCUGAGAGGCAUCGCUGCGGGAAUGAAGUACCUGUCCGACAUGGGCUACGUGCAUCGGGACCUUGCUGCUAGGAACAUCUUAAUCAACAGUAACCUUGUGUGCAAAGUGUCUGACUUCGGGCUUUCCAGGGUCCUGGAAGAUGAUCCUGAGGCAGCCUAUACCACAAGGGGAGGCAAAAUUCCUAUCAGAUGGACUGCCCCAGAAGCUAUAGCUUUCCGAAAGUUUACCUCCGCUAGCGAUGUUUGGAGCUAUGGAAUCGUGAUGUGGGAGGUGGUGUCUUAUGGAGAGAGACCCUACUGGGAGAUGACCAACCAAGAUGUGAUUAAAGCAGUAGAGGAAGGCUACCGUCUGCCCAGCCCCAUGGACUGCCCUGCUGCACUCUACCAGUUAAUGCUGGAUUGCUGGCAGAAAGAUCGAAACAGCAGGCCCAAGUUUGAUGAAAUCGUGAACAUGCUGGACAAGCUGAUACGUAACCCAAGUAGCUUGAAGACGCUGGUUAAUGCAUCGAGCAGAGUAUCUAAUUUAUUGGCAGAACAUGGCCCACUGGGAUCUGGGGCCUACAGAUCAGUAGGUGAAUGGCUAGAAGCCAUCAAAAUGGGCCGGUAUACAGAGAUUUUCAUGGAAAAUGGAUACAGUUCAAUGGACGCUGUGGCUCAGGUGACCUUGGAGGAUUUGAGGCGGCUCGGAGUGACUCUUGUCGGUCACCAGAAGAAGAUCAUGAACAGCCUUCAAGAAAUGAAGGUGCAGCUGGUAAAUGGGAUGGUGCCAUUGUAACUACAUUUUAAUGUCACUUUGCUGAAUUAGUGAUCCUGCACUUUGUAAACAAGCCCUGAGAUUUAUUUUAACAACAAAAGGGGGGGAGGGGAAACUCUGAUAACUUUUGUUAUCUAAACCUUUGAGAGCAUUUCUUUCAGCCACAGAAUUUGUAAUCAGUGUUUUACUAAAAUCUCCUUAGCUUCUUCUCAGU
Molecule: messenger RNA, 3238 nt
Organism: Molossus molossus (Pallas's mastiff bat)
Lineage: Eukaryota; Metazoa; Chordata; Mammalia; Chiroptera; Molossidae
Gene: EPHA5
Product: EPH receptor A5
Exons: 17
Coding region: 1-3045 (1014 amino acids)
Biological process (GO): axon guidance; cell surface receptor protein tyrosine kinase signaling pathway; protein phosphorylation
Cellular component (GO): plasma membrane; neuron projection
Molecular function (GO): protein binding; transmembrane-ephrin receptor activity; ATP binding
Source: RefSeq, a predicted model, not a curated record